AUGGCUAAUCAAGACCGAACACAAGGGCAAUUAGAGCAGAAGCGUUGCGGAUGUCCAAUUUAUCGUGCACACAAACGUUUUCUUUUAAAAACGUUGUGUUUUACACAACAGUACGCGUCGAUGUAUCGCUGCCGCAUGAAGGUGCAGUACGGUGAGGCGAUUGCCGCCAUUCGUGAGGCGGUGAAGGGGGAUCCCGACUUCCACUCGAGCGAUGGCCUGCAGGAUACUUUGAAGACCCCCAAACGCGUGCUCGAGCUCGCCGUCGGCGUCCCAUCGCUCUGUGCGGGGGUGCUCUACAAGCAGAUGAAGCAUCUACCGCGGUUUCUAGACAAGUAUCAGCAAGAGCUCGUUCGCAUUGAUGCCGGGGAUUACGAAAACGACGCCGAGGCUGAGGGAAUGACGGAGCUGCUUGAGGAGAUGGUGGGGGCGGUUGAGGAUGGGGGCCCAACCCGGGUGACCGCAGGGGACCAUCCCAACCCCUGCAGUUCGAUGGACGAGUUGACGUUGGAGGAUAGCAGCGGGCGGGUGGUUUUGCACGGACUCCCUCCCGGAUGUUUUUGCACGGGGAUUAUUUUAGGCAUCUACGGGACUUUGCAGCCCAACGGGACGCUGCAGGUGCACAAAUACGCUUUUGCAUCGGUGCGGAAACUUUACGUGGCGCGGACGCUGAUGCCGGGGGUUCGGCUUCCUCCUUGUUAUAUCGCGUUUGUGUGUUGUCUAAACGUGGAUUUGCCAUCCUUUCAAGGAAAGGAUGGUGAAAAUGGGGAUGUGGAGGAGGCGCUUCGGGCCCAAUUGCUGCUCGAGUUGUUAGUCGACUUUAUUGAGGGUAAUGUGAGCGAUCCCGAGGCUUUAGAUAAGUCGCGCUAUAUUUCUCGCCUAGUCAUUGGCGGAAAUAGCAUUGCCCCAACCGAGGAAUUAAAACUAAGGUCGAAGAUUAUGCUGGAUCAUUCGGACCAGAAGCGACUUAAUGAUAAGACGAAUACGGGACUGAAGACGUCAACCAUGUUGAUGCAGAAACUGGAUGGGAUUUUAGCUCAACUUGCAGGUAGUGUUGAGGUCGAGUUAAUGCCGGGUGAUAACGACCCUUCCAAUACUUUUCAACCACAGCAACCUCUUCAUCCACUGCUUCUGCCGAACGCCUCUCGGUACUCAUCUUUGCGCUUAGUAAGCAACCCCUUUGAGUUUUCUGUCCUUACUUCGCAGCAAACGGCAAUUAUGGAGCAGAACGAGAUAAAUCCGAAUACCAAGAUUCAGGAUUCAACACGAAGUGGGGAGGCUUUGGUUUUUGUAGCUUCCGGACAGAAUGUAAACGAUGUCGCUCGCCAAACACGGUUGGAUUCUCGUUUGGAGGUGAUGUCGUUGAUGGUAGCCUCCGGUUGCGCUUGCCCUACCGCGCCGAAUACUCUUUUCAGCUAUCCUUUUAAGGAUGAGGAUCCUUUUUUGUUUAGACAAAUUCCGCACUGUUUUGUGGCCUGCGAUCAGCCCUGUUUUGAAACCCGGUACGUUCGGUUGGCGGAGUUGGAGCGUGAGAGUACUUCUUAUGAUGGCUCCUCCACCUAUGCCACGAGGGCCUUUUCAACCACGGAUGGGAGGGUGAGGGGGUCUCCCGAUGACAUGUUGGCCCUCAAUGAAGAGGAGGACGACAACGACGGGGUGCGCCUUAUUUGCGUACCUUCUUUCACUCAGACAGGGACGCUGGUUCUGGUGGAUGUGAAUUCGCCUGAGUUGGACGCAAUCAAAAUGGAGUUCUCGGCUGGGUGA
Phytomonas sp. Hart1 is the source of this 1761-nucleotide messenger RNA. The record is from the annotation of a GenBank genome assembly. Lineage: Eukaryota; Euglenozoa; Kinetoplastea; Trypanosomatida; Trypanosomatidae.